Messenger RNA from Ostreococcus tauri, 508 nucleotides. Its product is annotated as unnamed product. The annotation marks the transcript as partial. The transcript has a single exon. The record is from RefSeq and is a predicted model, not a curated record. NCBI's taxonomy places the organism in Eukaryota, Viridiplantae, Chlorophyta, Mamiellophyceae, Mamiellales, Bathycoccaceae.
AUGCCCGCGCGCGUGCAUGACCCCGCGCGCGGCACCGUGACCGAGGACGAGGACGCGCGCGACGUCGACGAUGCGAUGGGACGAUUGAUUCAAACCAUGAUCGCGCGAUCGCGCGAUGACGAUGGAUCGAUCGACGGCGUCGUCGACCCCGCGGACGUCGCUCGAGCGCGGGCGAUGACGUCGAUGGUGGCCGUGACGUUGCCGCGCGUGCUCGAGACGAUCGCGCGGGUGACGGUGGGGGCGAUGGAGACGCGGGCGGGGGAGACGCGGGAGGCGCUCGCGCGCGCGCUCGAGACGUCGCGACGGCGAUGCGAGGCGUUGGAGACGCGGUUGCGUGACGCCGAGGACGCGUUGGAUGGUGUGCGGGAGCGAUUGGGACGGGAGAUGUUGCGACGGGGGGGGGAUGAGGAUGAACACGGGGAGGGGGCGACGCGGGAAUCGUUACGGAACGAACUCGAGUUGUAUCGCGAGGCGUGUCGACGCUAUCGUAAACGCGCGGAACAUUUCG